GGAAUUAACACUUGCAACUUUGAUGUGGAUUUCGUCAGAUCAAAAACUAAGAUUAGAUUGGAAGUUUUGAAACAAGCAUAAAAAUGUCCCAGAAGGCAAAUGUACUACGGGGCAAAACUCCGGUACAGCUCUUGCAAGAGAUGGCGAUGAAAAUGAAGUCCCCGGUACCCGCGUAUCAGUACACUGGGGAAACAACGUCUCCGUUGGGACUGCAAGCAAAACUGUUCACACACUCCGUUGCCGCGUUGGGGAAACAAGCGACCGGAGUUGGUCGAACGAAGCAAGACUCCAAACAUGAAGCCGCCUGGCAAUUGCUCCGCGUACUGUUGAAUCUACCGCCCGAGGAGGAAGACGACUCUAUGGCUGCUGCAGACCAACAUAACCAGGCUGCUGUGAUGGAGCAGUCCGUCGAUCGUGUGUCCCAGCUGCGGGAUAUUUGUAUCCAGCGUAACUUCCCACUGCCCGAGUUCGAACUGGUGCGCAGUUUUGGCCCUUCGCAUGCACCCUCCUUCGAGUACGAGGUGCGCAUUCGUGACAUCGUACGGCGUGGUACACACUCCACCAAGAAGGGAGCCAAACAAAUUGCUUGCCAGGAGAUGAUCAAAACGCUUCAGGCGAUGCCGGUGGAUGACACGUUUCUACAGGUCGUAUCGAUCGACGACGCCAUCGAGGAGGAGGAACAGAGUGAUGACCACAUCAUAAAGACGUACUACGAGUACUCCCAGUCGGACAACAAGAAAAAACUAGGCGUAUCGAUAGCCGAUCGUCAUAGGUUUUUCCUGGACCUUCCGAGUGUGCGCAUCGCCGAGGCCCAUCGAAUCAUGAUGAACGGCGAGGAAACCGUGCGGGAAAAGUGCCACACUAUACCGACGGCAUUGGGGUUAAAGUUUAAAAUAACACCCAACAAUCCGGUGCUUACGUCACACAGCGGUAAGCCGAUGCACACGUUUGAGCUGUUAAAUUCGGAAUACGACUGCUUUAUCUUCAAAGAAAAUGAAGAUACCUUCUAUAAAGAGGUUUAUCAGUAUUUUUGCUUGAGGACAAACUUCCGUCAGGUUUCCACAAAACUUUAGGAAUAUUUUUUUCCAAAAGAGUGGCCUUCCUGAUAUGGUGAUGUGUGACCGAAUUCAAAUAAUCGAUACCCGGUUUGGUGGGUCCCAUCAUGACGCACACAUAAUAAUAAGUAAGCAUUUUAUAGAUCGACACAGAAACUUUUUAUUCAACGAUAGAUUGCUAGGUACAAUUAUAACAAGAAGUUGUAAUGAAUGUUUUUAAUUGACAGUCUUUUUGAUCAGGUGAUGCAGGUUACCCGGCAGGAGACUGGCUGCUGCCAGUCUAUUACGUUUUAUAUUGAUCCAGAUUCAGGGUCUCCAGAAUCUGAAUUCAAUAAGAAGCAUUCGUCUGGAUGUAUGAUAGUGGUUAGUGGCGGCAAUCGGUUUGCUUAAGAGUAGAUUUAGAUGCGUGUUAGGAGUAGAUGGAAUGUUUAAUUAUGAACGGCAGAAGUGUGACCAAAUUAUCAAUGUUGUGCUUUACAUAACAUGUUUUGAAAAUAAUAUAGAGUGGAACCUCCAUUUGUAAUCUAUACUAGAAGAUCUGGGAUAUGAUUCCGAUUAAAAAAAU
Molecule: messenger RNA, 1620 nt
Organism: Anopheles coustani
Lineage: Eukaryota; Metazoa; Arthropoda; Insecta; Diptera; Culicidae
Gene: r2d2
Product: double-stranded RNA-binding protein Staufen homolog
Exons: 4
Coding region: 84-1073 (329 amino acids)
Source: RefSeq, a predicted model, not a curated record